AUGGCGGACACAAAAGCAGACUUCCAGCCCUCGGAUCCUGAGGCAUCCGAUGUACACGCUCAACCGAACAGCAUCGAUGAGAAAGCCAGCGACAAGGCGCCGUCUGAAAACUUCGGCCCAGCUCCAGACGGUGGUCUCAAGGCCUGGUCUGUUGCAAUUGGCUCCGCCUGCACGAUCUUCUCGACCCUCGGCUUCGCAAACUCCUUCGGCGUUCUACAAGAAUACUAUGCGGCGCACCAACUCUCAUCAGAGUCCGCAGACCGAAUUGCAUGGAUUGGAUCGCUCUCUGCCUUUCUUCAAUUCGCAGCCGGAGCUAUUGCAGGUCCUUUAUUUGACCGAUACGGCGCUUGGGUUAUCCGCCCCCCUGCCAUCGCCUACGUCUUCGCCCUGAUGAUGACCAGCCUCUGCAAAGAGUAUUGGCAGUUCAUGCUCGCCCAAGGCGUCCUCGUCGGAAUCUCCACAGGUCUCCUCCAAUUCCCCGCCAUGGCCGCCGUAACUCAAUACUUCGACAAGAAGCGCGCCGCCGCCCUGGGGAUGGCCAUCGCCGGCUCCUCCAUCGGCGGCGUAGUGUUCCCAAUCGCCUUGUCAAAGAUGCUCAACGGCACGUCGCUAGGCUUCGGCUGGUCCAUCCGCGUCGUCGCAUUCAUCAUGGUCGCUACAAUGGGCAUCUCGUGUCUCACCGUUACCGCCCGUCUGCCACCCAGGACAACCGCCUUCUUCAUCCCCAGCGCAUUCAAACAAUCCCUCUUUGUCCUCCUCAUCUUCUCCCUCUUCCUCCAAAUCCUAGGCCUCUUCACGCCUCUCUUCUUCAUCCCGACUUACGCCGUCUACCGCGGCAUGAACCCAACCCUCGCCUCCUACCUGAUCGCCAUCACAAACGGCGCGUCCACAUUCGGCCGAAUCAUCCCGGGAAUCCUCGCCGACCGAUUCGGACGCAUAAACGCGCUAGGCAUUGGGGGGAUCAUAACAGGCGUGAUAAUCUGCUGCAUGAACGAAGUGAAAACCAACGCUGCACUGAUCGUAUUCUCCUCCAUCUUCGGGUUCUGGUCCGGCACGAUCAUCUCGGGCGGGAGUGCGGCGCUCACGUCGGUUCCUAAGAAUCCGCAGGAGUUCGGCACGUACUUGGGAAUGGGUUUGGGCGUUUGUGGGUGUGCGGCGCUUAUUGGGCCGCCGGUUAGUGGUGCAUUGGUUGAUCGAUAUGGGGGGUUCUUGGAGUUGUCGCUUUUUAGUGGCAUUGUUUGUAUUGGUGGGGGGGUUGUGGCGCUGUUGGCGAAGGGGGUUACGGAGGAAGGGUUCUUUGGGAGGGUUUAG
Messenger RNA from Aspergillus puulaauensis, 1311 nucleotides. Its product is annotated as MCT family MFS transporter. Gene Ontology annotation, cellular component: fungal-type vacuole membrane. Gene Ontology annotation, biological process: transmembrane transport. The record is from RefSeq and is a predicted model, not a curated record. Lineage: Eukaryota; Fungi; Ascomycota; Eurotiomycetes; Eurotiales; Aspergillaceae. Gene Ontology annotation, molecular function: transmembrane transporter activity. The coding region runs from base 1 to 1311 and encodes 436 amino acids. The transcript has 2 exons.